Molecule: messenger RNA, 1683 nt
Organism: Cyprinodon variegatus (sheepshead minnow)
Lineage: Eukaryota; Metazoa; Chordata; Actinopteri; Cyprinodontiformes; Cyprinodontidae
Gene: abhd18
Product: abhydrolase domain containing 18
Exons: 9
Coding region: 38-1615 (525 amino acids)
Source: RefSeq, a predicted model, not a curated record
UCCACCUCUCCUUUUGGUAUUAUGCGUGCAUAAAGUCAUGUGCUUCUCUGUCAGCGCAGAUGCCCAGGGCCAAUCCAUGGGUGUAAGUCGGCUGGAUGUGUUUUACAGAAGACUUCUCCUCACCAAGCUUUUCAUCGGUGGAUGGGGGAAGCCUGAAGACCUGAAAAGAAUCUUUGAGUUUCGAAAGAUUGUUGGAGACAGAGAGAAGUGCAAAACACUGGUUCCUGUGGACUAUCCAGUUUACAUCACCAAGACAGAGGAGCUUGCUGACUGUCGCAUCCAUGAUGGUUUCUUCAUCUCUCCACUGGAGCAGCUGGUUCCAGGAAUCCUGCCCCCAGAGGCAGUGAAAGCCAGCCUUAACCUAACCAUCAGUAACCCCAACCUAACCAUCUCUAACCCCAACCUAACCAUCUCUAACCCCAACAUAGCCGUCUCUAACCCUAACAUAGCCAUCUCUAGCCCCAACCUAACCAUCUCUAACCCCAACCUAGCCAUCUCUAACCCUAACAUAACCAUCUUUAACCCCACCCUAACCAUCUCUAACCCCAACCUAACCAUCUCCAACCCCAACAUAGCCGUCUCUAACCCUAACAUAGCCAUCUCUAGCCCCAACCUAACCAUCUUUAACCCCAACCUAACCAUAUCUAACCCUAACAUAACCAUCUUUAGCCCCAACCUAACCAUCUUUAACGCCAACCUAACCAUAUCUAACCCCAACCUAACCACCUCUAACCCCAACCUAACCACCUCUAACCCCAACCUAACCAUCUCUAACCCCAACCUAGCCAUCUCUAACCCUAACAUAACCAUCUUUAGCCCCAACCUAACCAUCUUUAACCCCAACCUGACCAUAUCUAACCCCAACCUAACCACCUCUAACCCCAACUUAACCAUCUCUAACCCCAACCUAAUUUCCUCUGGGAAUGUCUCUGUUGGGUCCAGCUGUUCAUUUGGUCUGUCUGUGUAUCUUUGGCUCCAGGGUGUGCUGAGUAGAGCCGUGAACUGGGCGGAGCUGGAGAAGCAGUAUGCCAUUAAUUCAGUGUACGAGAGGGAAAUCUUCAAGCUGCUGGAGUAUUGCGGGGUGGAUUCAUAUAAAAUGGGAACAGAAGUGCAGAGGAGGUUGGACUCGUUAGGGGAUCUGCUUGACCUUCCUGGAGGUCUCCAGGUAUCAGCGGGUCGGCGCUUUAACGUGGACAUGCAGUGCGCUACAAGUGGCACCACCGAGAAGCAAGGCAGUGGAACAAACACUCCACCAAGACCCCCGAGUGCUCCCAGCGUGGGCCGUGGGAGGAACAUGAACUCUGCCAACUGCUGUCGACCAUCACUGCAGACCGAGUCCAUCAGCUUCAUGAAGGGAGUGAUGGAUGAGUGCACGCACAUGGCCAACUUCUCUGUCCCAGUAGACACCAGUCUGAUCAUCGUGAUCCAGGCCAGAGAGGACGCCUACAUCCCUCGGACAGGAGUCCUCAGUCUGCAGGAGAUCUGGCCCGGAUGUGAAGUCCGUUACCUGAAUGGAGGACACAUCAGUGCCUACCUGUUCAAACAGAACUUCUUCAGGAAGUCCAUCUAUGAUGCAUUCGACCGGUUUUGCCUGAAGUAUCCAAGCUCUCCUUAGCCUCAGGAGGCCGAGGCCAGCGGACCUGAACCAUGGCGGGAAAUGAUGAUCCUACCUGUUUCCUCCUG